This is a messenger RNA of Kalmanozyma brasiliensis GHG001, 1125 nucleotides long. Its product is annotated as Acyl-CoA thioesterase. Lineage: Eukaryota; Fungi; Basidiomycota; Ustilaginomycetes; Ustilaginales. The transcript has a single exon. The coding region runs from base 1 to 1125 and encodes 374 amino acids. Gene Ontology annotation, cellular component: peroxisomal matrix. Gene Ontology annotation, molecular function: fatty acyl-CoA hydrolase activity. Gene Ontology annotation, biological process: acyl-CoA metabolic process; fatty acid catabolic process. The record is from RefSeq and is a predicted model, not a curated record.
AUGACCAAGACAGGAGCGCGCGAGAUGGGUCGCGAACCAACAUCCGAAGAGGAGCUGCCAAUCGAGCCUGCCGUAUUCGAGCAAGGUGUCAACUCGCCGUCCCGCACCGGUGUUCCCGAGAUCGCCGAAGCGCUUGAGGUGGACGAGAUCGAUGCGGAUCUCUACAAGUCCUUGACGCUGUGGAAGCCUGCCCGAGCGCGCGGCGUCUUUGGCGGCCAGGUCAUCGCGCAAGCCGUCGCAGCAUCCAACAAGACCGUUCGCGAAGGCAUGCUACUUCACUCGCUUCACAGCUACUUCCUCCUCGCGGGUGACGAGACCAAGCCAAUCAUCUACCAGGUCCGACGUGUUCGCGAUGGUGGAUCGUACGUCACCCGCUCCGUCAACGCUCUUCAAAAUGGCAGGACGAUCUUCACCAUCAUCCUGAGCUACCAGAAGCCCGAGCCGAACGAGCCGGUGUUCGCCAUCCCCCUCCCCUCGCUCGAUGCGGAUGGAAAGCAUCUCCUCGAGUCCAUCACAGGCUCGCACGCUACCGGCAAUCACUCUGCGCGCCCGAUCAACUUCAAAGCCCUCGCCUCACCGAUGGAGUGUCCGCUCAACGAGAAGCGAUACCAGGAGGUCCUACAGCACGGCAAUCCCGACCCCCGCGUCCGAAAAGUCCUCGAAGGAUGGAUCAGCGAUCGUCAAGCAUCACCCGUCGAGAUCCGAGAUGCUCUUCCGGGCAUGUACGACCGCAACGGCAUCCCGACUCCCGGCAACCAACAGGCGUUUUGGAUGCGAACUCGACGUCCCAUGGCCGGAGGCCUCGAAGCGCAAAAAGUCGCCCUGGCGUACGCAUCCGAUUUCUACCUCCUGAGCACAGUUCCGAAGGCGCUCAACAAUAGUAGGCGGAUCAAAAUGAUGGCGAGCCUGGACCAUAGCAUGUGGUUCUACCAGCCGUUUGAGGUGCACGAGUGGUUGCUGUUCAUGAUGCAGACCCAGGCAGCGUCGAAUGGGCGCGGAGUCGUGAUUGGACGGAUCUAUAGGGAAGAUGGCACGCUCGUGGCUGUCGUUUCGCAAGAGGGUCUGAUCAGGGGUCAGACCAGCAAACCCAAAGAUGCGGCGCCGAAGGACAAGGCGAAGCUCUAG